This is a messenger RNA of Prinia subflava (tawny-flanked prinia), 1262 nucleotides long. Its product is annotated as diacylglycerol O-acyltransferase 2-like. The coding region runs from base 1 to 1152 and encodes 383 amino acids. Gene Ontology annotation, cellular component: endoplasmic reticulum membrane. The record is from RefSeq and is a predicted model, not a curated record. The transcript has 8 exons. NCBI's taxonomy places the organism in Eukaryota, Metazoa, Chordata, Aves, Passeriformes, Cisticolidae.
AUGAAAACCAUCAUAGCAGCCUGCUCCCAGAAUCUCAGUGCCCGGUGGCCCCACCCGUGUACGAGCCAUGCUAUUUUGGGCGGGGGCCGUGUCCCCCUCUCCGCAGGCAGCCGGGCCAGCCUCCAGACUGCCCUGAGGACGCUGCUGGCCGUGCCCUGGCCCUCGCAGCGCGACGUGGGCUCCGCGCUCCAGCUCCUGGCCGUGCUGCAGUGGGUACUCAGCUUCUUGCUGCUGGGAACCGUCAGCCUCCUGGUCCUCAUCUACUUGUUGUUCACCAGCCUCUGGCUCAUCCCCAUGCUCUACCUGGCAUGGAUCAUCUUCGACUGGGACACGCCAGAGAAAGGUGGCAGGAGGCUGCCGUGCCUGCGGCGAUGGACCGUGUGGAAGCACUUUCGGGAUUAUUUCCCGGUGAAGCUGGUGAAGACACACGACCUGUCCCCCAGACACAACUACAUCAUCGGUUCACACCCUCACGGCAUCCUCUGCGUCGGCGCCUUCUGCAACUUCAUCACGGGCUCAACGGGCUUCGAGGAGCUCUUCCCGGGCAUCCACUCCUUCCUCACCACGCUGGCCGGAAAUUUCCGCCUGCCCGUGUUUCGGGAGUACCUGAUGAGUGGGGGGCUGUUCCCGGUGACCCGCCGCGCCAUCGGGUACCUGCUGUCCCAGAAAGGCACCGGCAACGCGGUGGCCAUCGUCAUCGGCGGCGCGGCCGAGUCACUGUCCUGCCGGCCCGGCGUCACCACGCUCAUCCUCAAGAACCGCAAGGGCUUCGUCCGCAUGGCCCUGCGGCACGGGGCCUUCCUCGUCCCGUCCUUCUCCUUUGGGGAGAACGACCUCUUCCGCCAGGUGGUCUUUGAGGAGGGCAGCUGGAUGAGGAGCGUCCAGCGGCGCUUCCAGAAGAUGAUAGGCUUCGCUCCCUGCCUCUUCUACGGCCGCGGCAUCACCUCCUGCCGCUCCCACGGCUUUCUGCCCUACGCCAGACCCAUCACCACCGUGGUGGGAGAGCCGGUGCCAGUGCCCAAGGUGGAGAACCCGAGCCGGGAGCUGGUGGACCGGUACCACGAGCUCUACAUCCAGGCCCUGCUCAAGCUCUUCAACGAGAACAAGACCAAGUAUGGGCUGUCCGAGUCAGACGAGCUGCACAUCCUCUGAGUGCCACCGGCACUGGCCCGGCCCUGGCUCAUGAGGGCUCUUGCAGGGGGAAUUUCAGCCAGCCUGGCAUGGGGGAUAUGCAGGGGACAGUCCCCGCUCUGGACUUGUGU